This is a messenger RNA of Rhipicephalus microplus (southern cattle tick), 8761 nucleotides long. RefSeq names its product actin-binding protein IPP. Gene Ontology annotation, molecular function: protein binding. NCBI's taxonomy places the organism in Eukaryota, Metazoa, Arthropoda, Arachnida, Ixodida, Ixodidae. The record is from RefSeq and is a predicted model, not a curated record.
GCAAUGCCGCCACCAUCAUUGGCAAAUCCCUCGUGGCGGCCCAAGGGCCGCCGCCAUCACCGGGACAGCGGUGGAAGUGGGGGCAGCUCUAGGAACACCGGCACGGGUGGCCAGCAGAGACUUUUCCGCAGCCGGGAGUACGGCUCACGAGUGCUCAGCAGUCUGAGUGAAUUGCGUGAGAGUGGCAUGCUAUGUGAUGUGACUGUGCGAGUGGAUGGCGAGGAGUUUGUGAUGCACCGUGUGGUCCUCGCGGCCAGUUGCCCCUACUUUGCGGCCAUGUUCCACUCUGGGCUGGCCGAGGCGGACUGUGGCACUGUCGAGAUACGGGGUGUGUCGGCUAGCAUUGCUGACCUGCUGUUUGGGUUCAUAUACGCAGGUGAGAUCCUGAUAACACGGGACAACUGCCAAGAUCUGCUCGCAGCUGCCAACAUGUUCAGGCUCGCUGACGUGGUUCAAGCGUGCUGCGACUUCCUUCAGAGGGAGUUGCACCCUUCCAACUGCGUGGGCAUCUUUCGCUUUGCUGAGAUGCAUGCAUGCACUAACCUGAAGCUGGAGGCAAAGCGCUUCAUCGAGAGGCGCUUCACCGAAGUCAUCAAUGAGGAGGAGUUCUACGAGCUGCCCACUGAAACCCUUCGCCACUUUUUGAAGAGCGAGGGACUCAGCAUCGAUAAUGAAUUUCAGGUUUUCGAUGCCACGAUGAAGUGGAUCCUGCACAAUGUGGAAGAGCGGCGCUCCCUGUUUUUCGAUGUGCUGGAGGCCAUCCGCUUCCCGGUGAUCUCACGUAAGCAACUGGAGCUCUACGUCGACACCUGUCCCGACAGGGAGCUACGCGAUGCUUUGCUCAAGUUGGUCCAGGACCUGAAGCCAGACCGCAGGCUGUGCAUUGACGGAAAGAGCAGUCAGGUACAAGUGGUGGACGUGCAACAGCAGCCUCGCAUGUGCGCUCGCAAAAGCGUCUACAUCCUCGGUGGCUGUCAUCGGCACACCGGCAUGCGCUUCGGCGAGGGAUACAGUCUGGCAAGCGUCGAGCGCUUCGACCCCGCACGAGGACAGUGGGCGGGCUCGCUUGCCCCCAUGGCUCACCCGCGGUCGGGGCCCGGGGCCGCGACUCUCAACCAGCUUGUCUACGUUGCGGGCGGGGAGAGCGACUGCCUCAUCCUGGAUAGUGCCGAAGUGUUUGAUCCCGUGGCCAACCGCUGGGAUAGCAUCACACCCAUGGUCCAGCCUCGCUGCAUGAUGGGCAUGUGUGCCUUGGAUGGCUGCCUGUACGCCGUCGGUGGCUGGGUGGGCGCGGAGCUUGGCGACACCAUCGAGAAAUACGAUCCUGAUUUGGACACGUGGCAGAUAAUUAGCCGAAUGACGGUCGGUCGUUAUGCCAUGGGAGUGCUUGCCCACGAAGGGCUCAUCUACGUCAUUGGAGGAUACAAUGACCUCAACUGCGAGCUUGCACUCGUCGAGUCGUACAACCCGGUCACCAAUGAGUGGCAGACGCUGGCUCCACUGCGGAAGCGCCGUGCUUACGUUGGUGUUGCAGUCUUGCACGACCACAUCUACGCCGUCGGUGGCAGCAGUGAUGUUGCCUCUGCACUCAACUCGGUCGAGCGCUAUUCCAUUGAGGAGAACCGUUGGACGGAGCUUCCUCCAAUGAGUAUGGCACGUGUGGGUGCGUCCGUCGUAGGUGUCAAUGGCCGUCUUCACGUGAUGGGCGGCCGACGUCCCUCGGGUUAUGACCGGCCUUUCGCAAUUGGUGGGCCCCCCCUCACGCUGGAGUCAGCUGAGACCUACGACCCCGAGGUCAGCAUGUGGUCCAAGGCGACACCUAUGCCGCUCAGUCGUUGCUACGCGGCGGCCGUUGUCGUCUAAGCGCUGCCACUAAGGGUAAAAAGCAACCUAGCAAAAAAACUAAGGACCUUUUCACAGCGCUCUCUCUCUCACUCUUGUUUACUUCUCUCUCUUUAUGUGCUCGUUUUGUUGGCCAUGCCCUCUUGUUUCCCACAAUGCCAGUUGGCAAUUCUGUUGUGGAUUCCUGUAGCAGAUGUCUGCUCUUACAAGCCAUGCUUGUUUUGUUCCAUCUUUUCAGCCCCAAAGUUAGGCGAGGGCUGUUUCAUUCACUUCCUGCACAGCCAUUUGCGGAAGCUUUUGUUUUUUUUUUUUACGUGCGAAUCUUGACACAUGGUGCACCAUCCUUUCUGCGAUCAUCAAGUCACAUCAUUUGUUUUAGGUUUUAGCAUAUUUUUUUGUUUUAAUGUCUUGUUUGAACACCUAACUGCCAGCUGGCGUGUUUUACCAGCCAGUACCACAUUUUUUUUAGAACUUUUGAGCUUGAGAAUGUGGGCUUGUUUCUCAGCCACCGUGGCGUCGCUUUGAUGGGGGGCAAAAUGCAAGAACAUGGAUGUACUUAGAUUUAGGUGCAUAUUGAAGAACCGAGAGUGGUUGGUUAGAGUUAACUUAAAGUCCCUCAAAACAGUGUGCCUCAUAAUUGUAUUGUAGUUUUGGCAUGUAAAACACCAGAAGUAAUUUCAUGUACAUCUGUGACUGAUUGUGUUUUUAGAUACAUAAGUGCAAUGAAGAAUUUUGUCCUGGCAUUCUAGGUUUUGAUUGCCCUUGUGUCUAUAAUGGAAUGAAAAUUCGCUGCUCAUUCGGGACAGCUAAUUUAUUAGUUUUCACGCACCUACUGACAUUGGCACUUCAGUAAUUAUUACCCGCUCUGUUUGCUGGCCAAACAGUCCCCAAGAACCAUUGUCAUGAGUGUGCACUCCCUCUUCUGUGCGUGUGAAGCUAUACGUAAAGAGAAAGUCCUCUUAGAAAGCUGGAUCCAAAUGCCGAUGAAGAGGCACUUUAUACACACAUGGUUGCUGUGUGUGAAGCUUGUCUUUCGGACUGCAGCUGAUUCGUACCUUCUAAACAUACAAGGAUAAGCAUUAAAGGCACGCUUUUUAAGUGUGCUUUUCAAGCACGCUGUAUAAGCAUAUCAACAUGCCUAAAUGGACACUCUCUUGAAGAGAAAAGUCACUGUCAAGGGUGUCAGUGCAUUUGCAAGUGUUUCAACCUUCAUUUAAAUACCAGGUCAUCAGAAACGUGAAGUGCAACAGUAUUGUUGGUAGCAACAUAUUGUAUCGACUUGUUCAACCACAGAGCAUUAUAUAGAUCUCAUUGUUACUCGAGUGCUAUCGUUAAAAAAAGUUUUUAAGGCUGCAUGUUAUUGGAUAUGUCAGUGCCAAAAAUUUACACCUGCAGCUAAAUAAGAAAUCAUAAUAAAUAAGAAACUGAGGAACCGAGCAGCUGAACCUUUGUAGAAAUUGAACUUUAGGCAAACUUAUGUCCAGUAUAAAAAAAAAACAAUCGAAACAGGUGGCAGAGUUAGGGGGCACAGUCUUCGAUCUUCAAACGUCAUAUCUGCAGUGAAACACAAUUAUCGUUCAAGUGUUUAUCAUCGUACAUUUUAGUAUAGUUGCUGGUGCUUGCUUACGUUACAGAAUAUACAUCAUGAAUUGUGUUUCACACCCGCUGCAAUUACAGGCUGGGUAGAAAUGGCAACAUUUAGGCAGCUUCCUAAACAUAUCGGUGCAUCUGGGACUGAGCGAUGACCCCGCAACAUUCAUUUUCUCGGGAAAGUCAAUUGACCAGAAAACCACAGGUAAACGUGUCGACAAAUUUUACUACCGCUCAUAUACUUGCCGGAUGGUAUGUACGUCGCUGGACGGUGCUCUUGGCCAACCACUCUUGUUUACGUCUCUGGCAACCUGAUAUGCCAGAAAAGUGCAGCACGCUUGUGUACAAACUAAACCUCGCUAAUUAAAAGUAGGGAUAACGAAAAGCACGUAGUAGGGAUAAAUGUUAGUGCCAAAACGGAGCCCACUUGUAUAAAUGACAAACGGCAAGACUGAGGCCGCCUUCUUAAGUGUGACGUAUCUUUAUGGAGCAUUGAGUCAGAUGCAUCGUUAUGGAGCAUGUGUUGUAAAGAGCCAGUUGUGCUUUGAACAUUUUGCCCGAACUUGCACGUGUGAUAGAGGUGCUUACAGGUGGAUAUGCAAACUAACGCUUGCAACUGACUGCCCCAUGCUUCUGUGUGCGGUCUUUCAUAUUUUACAAGACUUCUUUGUGGGAAAUAAGUGGAUGUGACUUGUGAGAGAAUUACCACAAGUGUUUGUGCACGAGCCAUGCUUUGACACUUCCGUUUGAACGCUACUGAUUGAGAAUAAGCUUUACUUUCUGGGGUAGUUGCGGUUCAAUAGCGCUCGUCAGCGAUAGGUGUGCUGUAGUAUUGCAGCGGGCAUUAGCCAUGCCUGCUUUCGCCACACUUUUGAAACUUAUCUUCGGGGUAAUAACCACGAAGCUUUAUUCAUUGCAGUGACUAAUUAGUAAUUUGUGUUUAAAUAAGCCUUGCUUGUUAAACAAAUGUAAGUCAGUGAGGAGAUUCAUUUACUUUUGUUAAUUAGCUUUUUUUUUGGAUGAGAUGAGGAAAUGUGAGUAUGCAAGCUUGGCAUGUGAGUGCAGAAGAAUUGGUCUCUUAUUUUAAAUGAUGUUGUUAGGUAUUAAAACAUCAAAAGGCUUAGAAAGCAGCUUAUGUGAUAAGAGUGGAGCAGCUGCCCCAAAGAGUGACUCUGUAUUGAGUGAUUGUAGCAGAUUGCAACAGUGCGAGUUAAGUGACGCACUAGUUAUAACGUAAAAGGUGUCGUCUCAAGAUGUUCAUCGUGAGUAGCGUGCGGAAACUGGUUCACAUAUGACGUGUGGCUUCUUUUUUUGCUUUCUUUCAGGGGUUUUUUGUUUUUAUUUUCGAAGCAUGGCCUAGGGGGGAAGAAAGCUUCGUUUUUUACUCUACAUUUUUUGUUACUGUGUGUCCUGGAUGACUUCUUUCAUGAAGAGUCCCGUACAUUAGCUCAGUCUAUUGAGUAGUGCUUAAACGCUGAGGGAUCGUCUUCUACAUUUGUUAAUAGCAUUGAAAAUGGCAAGGUGUAAGUGCCUUUUGGAACCCUUGAAAGCAUAUCUGAAAAGUCUGACAUAAGAGCGCUGAAAUAAUGAAAGCAAACAGAGUGCUUCAAGGACACAAGACAUGAAAGUAAUAAUGUAUCAGUGCUGCUUGUACAUUGUUUGGCAUGGCCACCAAUCGGUGGCGAAGUGAUACGUGUGCAUGGGCCUGAGUAGGCAACAUGCUUCAGUCAGUAUGCAAUGUGAUAGAACUACGUACUAGCGAGUGCCAUGAAGCGUUCAGUCAUGAGCGAGAGGGACGGGGUCGGUGGACAGUUUUGUGCAUUGUUGAUGGAAUAUGCUUGGGAAAGUAUGCACUCAGUUUUUGCUUUAGGAAGGACACUUUAAGAGAAAACGGCUAUUUAAACUAGUAAAUUAACAUUCAGAGAUUACUUGCCAAAGAAACAGGUUCAGCAAGCAAACCAAGAGUCAAAAAGUGAGACGCAUAGCUGAAAACACCAGAUAGUACUGGCAUCUUGUUUUAUUUUGGUGUUCACAUUUAAGAAUGACUAAUGCUAAAUGACGAGUACAUUACCCGGUGAAGUUUCUAGGAGGACAGUGAAUUUAACUUUUUGCAAAUUGUAGCUGUAUAUUCAAAGCCCUGAUUUACGUAGCCUAUACGGAACAGUGUACAAAUGUAAGUGAUGCUCAUAACGCCAACAGAUAUAUGUAGCUACUGGUAAUAUCAAGCGCAGCAAUCUUGCAAAAAAAAAAGUAAGUGAGUGCACUUCUCCAAUAAGCGAACAUGUUUUUGAAGAAUUGAGCACUAAGAUUGACUGUUCUUGUUUAAAAACCUCAUUCAAGUAAAAAAUUUUUCUGGUGGUCUUUUCAAUGUGUCUUUGUUGUUUUUUUUGCGUGACAAUGCUCAUAUGCCUAGUCUGUGCAAACUAUGCUUGCUCUUAAGAUGUCAGCUCACCUGAGAGCCAGUGGCUAUCUGUGUAGGGUACUUUCUGCUACAUCACUUGACAAGGCUUCUCAUGGCAACCUUUCAUAGCUUGUAAACAUGGCCCAGAAAAACACCAUUUUAUAAGGGUUGCAUAAAACUAUUCUUGAGUUCAGCUUGUGAGAUGCAUUUUUUUUUAAUAUUUAGACUUGGUAAUCUAUGUUGCAACUACCAAUAUCGCGCAAUUUUCCACUUUGCUGCGAAAAAUGAACCAGCCAUGUUGAGUGGCUCGCCAGCGCAAACUUCCUCUUUUACUGUGAAAGCUUUUUUGCCCAAGCUUUGCCAGUUCUUUUUUAUUUGUUUGUGCUCUCUCUCUCUUCAUCUGCUUUCUCCUCUCGCCAAAAAAAAUAAAUUUUGGGGUGUAAAGUUUCACCCCCUUUCAGGUGUUCUUGUUAUGCCACUGCAAUUUCCAUAAGUCUUGCGUGGUUCCCCUUUCUCAUCCAAAACCCUGUGCGUGGCAAUACCAUGAUCAUCUUCAGCUUUUUAAGAGCUCCUAACAGGAAACUAGCUUGUACACAGUGAUAAAGAAGGGACUAAAAUUUGAAAUUAAUCUUAAUUCUCAUGUAUCGUGUAUCAUUUUUACACCAUUUAAGGCAUGACUUCAACUGCACCUUUUAGGUUGUCGGUGUCAACUCCCCUUUGUGCAAUGAAGCUACAGUUGUCAUACUCAAAACAAGCAUUUUGAGCGACACCCUAAAAAAUGUCAUUUCUUACCUCUGAGGUGUGUACAUGUUUUCAAGCAUUCUUCUAGUCUUUCUGUGGUGAGUGUGGCGUAGACAAGACUUUAUCAAUGCAAACUGAAAUGUGUAGUGGACUCCCAGAGCGUGUCUUGCGCUUUCUGUUCUUGCGUGCAAGGCAGCAGGCACCUUUCACAGCUAUUCACUCUGCACACGUUACUCCAUAGUAGCAGCUUUCCGUUGUAGGAACCGGCGGCUCCGAUAAUGUAGUCUUCCUCAAAUGUUUCACUAAGGUGCUGGCUGCAGUCAAUACUUGUCUUUUUUAUUUGUUUCCGUGUGGGGUGCGUGCGUUUGUUUGUCAAUGUCCGAUGUUUUUUGCCAUUGCUAAAGCUGUGAGAGACUAUUUCGAGUGCGCUUCGGAAGAACUUAUCCGUGCAGGGUACCGUAUUCGCCGUAUUCGCCACAAGAGCCAGUGACCACAUCACCAGUUGUAUUCUCUUUCCCGAUUGUCAUUGGAACUAGGCGUGUCUUUUUGCUGUAACGUGACUGUAUUUGGUAUGUAGAGGUUCACAUAUCCUAGGUUAGGUUGUAUGCGCUGUUUGCUUGUGUUUGUUGUAGUAACAUAAAGCACGCAGAGAUUUUGUUGUACUAUGCCUACUGCCAUUAUUAAGCCUAGCAUUGCUUACAUUUAUUUUAAAAUGAAUGUUUUAUUCAAGGCUGUGUAUAUGCUACAAAAUGUUUUUUUUUUUUAAAGGUAGACAGGUUCUCGCUUUCUUUUUGUGUGUGGUACCGGUGAAUACACUUUCAUUUUGUAAAUAGUAUGUAUAGUUUUAUUGUGAGGUGAUAUCACUGGAAAAAAAAAAAAGAAGAGAAAAAAAAAAGACUGCUUUAGUGCAGCAGCUCUCACUACCAAAGUGCAGUUUAUGCUGUUUUAUUUAACUAGCGACUAUAUUGUAAUUGGUGUGUACGCUUUUGAGUGCUGCGGGGGAUGGGUGUGCCUACAUUUGCCCGAGGCGUUAUUUUCAAUGCGCAGUAAUCAUUUGUUUUUCGCAGACAUUUUAAAGUUUGUUGUGAUAUCAACAAUGCAAUGCACUCUACAGUCACUCUGCUUUGUUUUUUGUCUUUUCGUGAAAAUAACUGUAAUAUCAAUAGUUGUUUCCAAAGUCCGCUUCACUGCUGGUAUAGCAGGUUUGAGCAAAUGCAUUAGAAAAAACAAUUUUAGGAAGAAAAAUAUUUGUACCUUUCAAGCUGAAAAAUAUACAGGUUGUAACUCGGGAGGUGCUAGACACUCACUGAACCUGUUGCUCAGACGCUCAGAUCACUUGUGUUGGCUGGUAAACAUGAGUCGGGUGAACAGAGUUGGUUAGGAGGCUGAGCUGGCAUAUGGCAGGCAUCACGACCUACAUCAGUACCAGUAAGCAGCCACAUGGCGAAAUCUGAUGCCAAACUGUCACCCAAGCUAGCCUCGCAACUUUUGGCCGAGGCUGUACUGGUGACACUUAUUGACAGAGCCGCGAAGCAAAGCUCUCCGACAGAUCCCGAGUGACCGUAGCUGUAAUCUGUAUUUUAAGGCUUGCUACAAUACAAACCGGCUGUCUUUCUCAAUUGCAGAGUGGCUUAGAAAUGCCUAGAAAUGUGUCUUCACAUUAACAUCUUUUGUCUGUUUACAGGCUCGUGUGCGAGAGUUCGUGCAUAGUGACCAUUGUGGUUGCUCUUUGGUAAUUUUUGCCCACUACUUCCGGAAAACUGUCUAACACAACUUCUUUGAAGUUGAAGCUGCUUAAAAUUGGUUCCGAUUUCAACACAGCUUUGCGAAAAAUUAACAUGUAAAAGCGGUUAAGCUUGAAUCAAAUAGUGCGCGUCAUGCCGAAAACAGAAGCGGUGCAAUGCCCCGGCAGAUUGCCAUAGCGGCCCAUGGCAAUAACGCACGAACAACCAAGAAAGCCGAUGCUUUCUUGGUGUAUUGACAUUUCUUGGUGUCUGUAUUUUCGCUUUUCUCAGCUUGCUCAUUUUCUCAGGCUGCAGUAUUUGGAGAAAAAAGUGUGAUUUCGCACUGCCUCUUUUUGUGUGUGCUUGUAUAAGCGUACUGUGAGAAAGAAAAAAAAAAGUACAAAAGCUAUAUUGUAAAAAAAUGUUAAAAUAUAGUUUAAUAAAUGGUUUGUACAAAGCCUCA